AGAAAGCCAUUGAAGUCAAUGCAUUUUCAAUACACUAUCUCUUCUUUGAACCUCCAUGGACAAUGAGAGAUGGUCUAGCUUAACCUGUUAAUUCUCCCAAAAAGAAAACCAAGAAAAGCAGUUUCAAUAGGCGUACAGGGAAACUUCUUUUUCUCUCUUUGUUUUCCUUUCUAAAGCAAUCUUUGUUUUCCUGUACGCCAAUUUCAUUCCUUUCCCUUAGAGGUUUUGUUUGUAGCCAUGCCCACCAAUACCCACAUUUUGCUUUCUGUCCUAUACAUAUCUAUUUUUUUCAAUUCUCUCAAAGCAUUGAGUUCGGAGCCAAAUACUUUGGCGUUGAGUUGUGGUAACAAAGAUGGUGGCACUGAUGAUGAUAGCAGAAAAUGGGAAUCAGAUUCAAAAUACCUAGUGUCUUCUGAUAAAUCUGUUGAGGUUGUAGCUCAAACCCAAGACCCUUCACUUACUUCUUCAAUACCAUACAUGAAUGCGAGAAUUUUCACAUCUGAAACAACUUAUAAAUUCACAGUUAAUGAAAGCAGUCGAUAUUUUCUUAGGCUCCAUUUCUAUCCUUCUUCUUACCCCAAUUUCAACACCACCAACUCUUAUUUCUCGGUUGUUGCUGAUAAGGUGACUCUCUUGAAUAAUUUUAGUGCUUCCAUAGCAGCUCAGGCUCUCACCCAGGCUUACAUUAUGAAAGAAUUUUCUUUGGCUCCUUUGAACACAGAUUCUCUUAGUGUCAGAUUUAAGCCUUCAGACAAGUAUAAUGGGACUUUUGCUUUUGUCAAUGGAAUAGAGUUGAUACCAUCGCCAAACUUGUUUGAUUCUGCGUCAAUGGUGGGGUUUGAUGACCAACCCCUCGAUGUCACAUCUGCAAAUGUCCAAACAAUGUGGAGAUUGAAUGUCGGUGGCCAAUAUAUUCCUUCGACUAAUGACUCCUCUGGUCUUGCCCGCAGUUGGUAUGACGAUUCACCUUAUAUUUUUGGGGCUGCAAGUGGAGUCACCAGUGAGGCUGCCAACAAUGUCACAAUCCAAUAUAGAAAUUUUUCAGCGUCCAUAGCUCCAGUUGAUGUUUAUAGAACUUCAAGACAAAUGGGUCUUGAUGGCAAUGUCACUAGGAAUUUUAAUCUCACGUGGAUUUUCCAAGUUGAUGCGAAUUUUACCUACCUUGUAAGGCUCCAUUUUUGCGAGUAUGAAUUAAACAAGAUUAACGAGAGAGUUUUUGAUAUAUUCAUCAACAAUCAGACUGCGAUGAAAAAUGCUGAUGUGAUUGCAUGGUCAAGUAAGAAGGAUGUUCCAUUUUACAAAGAUUAUGCCAUAUAUGUUCCUGAUGGACCAGGUGAUGAGAUGCUUUGGCUAGCACUUUGGCCUGAUAACUCAAUGCGUCCUCAUUAUCUUGAUGCAAUUCUGAAUGGGUUAGAGAUAUUCAAGCUUAGUGAUGCAAAUUCAAAUUUGGCAGGCCCCAACCCUACCAUAUCAGACAUGAUGCAGAAGCAGUUAGUAGAGAACACCAACAAGACUUUCUCUACUGACGAAGCUAAGAAAAUCUAUACCACUGCAUUAAUUGGUGGAGCUGCUGGAGGAGCAGUUGCUUUUGCCUUUGUCGCAGCAAUGUUCAUUGGCUACAAGCGAAAGCAGAUGCUCUCGGGUGGCGACACACACACUUCUAGUUGGCUACCAAUCUACAGCAGCUCCCAAGCUUCAGUUAGCAAAUCUACAAUUUCAGGAAAAAGUCCUGGUAGCACCCACAUUUCAUCUGAUGCUGCGAGCAACUGUCGGUUUUUCUCCUUGGCCGAGAUAAAACAAGCCACCAAGAAUUUUGAUGAAUCUUACGUUAUUGGUGUUGGUGGAUUUGGGAAGGUUUACAAGGGUGUCAUUGAUGGAAAUACCAAAGUGGCUAUUAAAAGAUCAAACCCGUCUUCUGAGCAAGGAGUAAAUGAGUUCGAGACUGAAAUUGAAAUGCUUUCCAAGCUAAGGCACAGACACUUGGUCUCUCUGAUUGGAUUUUGUGAAGAAAACAAUGAGAUGGUCUUGGUUUAUGAUUACAUGGGUCAUGGAACAUUGAGGGAGCAUCUCUACAAGAACAACAAAAUUACUCUUUCUUGGAAGCAGAGGUUGGAGAUUUGCAUUGGAGCUGCUAGAGGACUUCACUACCUUCACACUGGGGCCAAGUACACCAUCAUCCAUAGGGAUGUCAAGACGACAAACAUUCUCUUGGAUGAAAGCUGGGUUGCCAAAGUCUCAGACUUUGGGCUCUCCAAAACAGGUCCUAACAUGAAUCAAGGCCAUGUUAGUACAGUAGUGAAAGGUAGUUUUGGUUACUUGGAUCCUGAAUACUUUAGGCGGCAACAAUUGACAGAGAAGUCAGAUGUGUACUCUUUUGGUGUUGUUCUUUUUGAGGUGGUGUGCGCGAGACCAGCUCUCAAUCCAAGCCUUCCAAAGGAACAAGUUAGUCUAGCUGAUUGGGCUCUACGUUGCCAGAGGAAAGGAACUCUAGAGGACCUCAUUGAUCCCCAUCUUAAGGGAAAAAUAAACCCAGAAUGCUUAAAGAAGUUUGCAGAGUGCGCUGAGAAGUGUUUAGCUGAUCAUGGAACGGAUCGCCCUUCAAUGGGUGAUGUUUUGUGGAACCUUGAGAGCGCUCUCCAGUUGGAAGAAAACCCAGAUGGCAGUGCAAAACCAACCUCAUCAGGAUCAGGAAGCGUGGAUUAUGACCAACCCAGAGAAAUUGAUCAAAAAAAUAUAUUGGCGAUGCACAGGAAUACCUUGAGCCUUGGAAGUGAGCAUGAUAUAAAGGAUUUAGACGAUGAAACUGAUGAUAUCUUCUCACAAAUUGUCAAUCCGAAGGGUAGGUGAUGACUUAAGAGAUCUUUUUUUUCCUUAACUUUUGAGUCAGUAAAUGAUUUGGGUAUGUAUAUUGAGUGUUUGAUCUUUCUAUUAAUUUUGUUCUCUCUUAAUUGUAGUAUUAUUUACUGGACAGGCUAUUGAAACAUAUAGCAACUUGUAAUCUAUGUAAGGAGUUCAGGUAGAAACAAGAACAAAAACCAAUCUACUCUA
This is a messenger RNA of Camellia sinensis, 3048 nucleotides long. NCBI's taxonomy places the organism in Eukaryota, Viridiplantae, Streptophyta, Magnoliopsida, Ericales, Theaceae. The record is from RefSeq and is a predicted model, not a curated record.